AUGACCCUGCCUGUGCCGAUUCCACAGCCCUCAUAUUCCCAGGCCAGGGAGAACCUGGUGAAGGCUAUCCCACACAAGAUCAUCUGUAUGCUGGCCUGUGGAGGGCGGGACUGCCGCUAUGAAGGACCAGCAUGCUGGAGGCCCAGUCAGCAGGUCAUCCAGGGCCUUUUCUCCUCCUGGGUAACUGAUGACAUUGUAGCCAUGGCACGCCCUUCCACUUACCUUAUCAACAAAUACAACAUAAUAGAACAGUUCAAACGGUUAAACAUCAAGUCCAUCAUCAACAUGCAGCUUCCAGGGGAGCAUGCUUACUGCGGCCCUCCUCUGGAUCCUGAAAGUGGCUUCACCUACUCCCCACAGACCUUCAUGGAGCAUGACAUUUUCUUUUUUAACUUUGGCAUGCCAGACUUCAGUGUGUCAUCUCUGGUUGGUAUGAUGGACGGAGUGAAGGUGCUGGCGUUUGCUGUGAAGGAGGGAAAAGUAGCUGUUCACUGCCAUGCAGGCUUGGGAAGGACAGGAGUUCUGAUAGCCUGUUACCUGGUCUACACCCUGCGCAUCAGCCCCAGCGAAGCCGUCCAGUAUGUCCGGAUCAAACGGCCUCGCUCCAUCCAGACCCGUGCCCAGAUCAGCCUGGUGUUCGAAUUUGCCCGCCUGCUGGGCACCCAGCUGGCCCAGUACCCGGACGUCAGCCUGCGCCACGGGGCCCACUUCACCCUUCAGCUCCACCUGCACCGUCAGGCCCUCCUGCUGCACGGCCAGGAGGCCCGCACCCUCAGACACAUACCCAAGGUGGUGUACCUGCUGUGCCUGCGGCUCUCCUGCCUGGCCCUUGGCCUUCCUGCCCAAGCUGAGGUGCAUGCCGAGCUGGACAGGAAGGCGAUGGUGCGGGCCCUGGGCUGGGCUGUGAGGGAGACCCUGGUGGCCAAGCAGUACCUGCCCCUGCUGAGGGAGGUCCAGCGGGUCUCUUGGCUGGGCUCUCAGAGCCUCACCUCCGUGUCCUCCUGGGACGAGCCCCAGGGCUUCCUGGAGAGGAAGAGAGAGGUGCUGCUGAACAAGCGCAGCUACAGCGACUCUGACCUCAGCAAGAUCACAGAUCUGGAGCUGGGCUCUUACUAUGAACCCCUGUCAGGGACUGGGAGAGUAUGGUAUGGACUAGAUCAGAUCAAACCAGAUCUGAAGCCUGUCAGCCCUGACCCAGCCACACCAUCUGUUGGUCACUGUGACAACACAGAGCACGCACCAAAACUUCAUCCCACAGCAGGUAGUGGGCCAAACAACAAUGACCAUGCCAAGAAGUCUAAGUGUGCAGCCAAGAAGGCAAUGGCUCUUCCUAAAUUCAGCUCCAACAUUGAGUUACGCAGGACUCAACACAAGUCAGGACAGGCUUCAGUGGCUCGUGCUGUUGCCAAGGCAAUGGCGGACCAGAACACUCCAGGGGAGAUGGUGUUACAGAGGGCAGCUCUGAUACAGGAGGAGCUGAACAGCAGUGAGUGUGGAUGGGCCCUACUGGUGACAGAGUCGGAUCCCCAGGUCCUCAGCUGUCUACUGUGGGCCUGGCUGGAGAAACUCAAGGAUCCUGUUCUGAGUGCAGAGAACAUCGGUUUGUUGUCAUCGGGAGUCCAAUGUACCAACCUUCAUGUGCUGCUCAAGCCCCAACAGCACACCAUCUCCUGUCUGUUGGGUUGCGUGGGUCAGGUGACCAGUCUGUGUCCACAUAGAGAGGAUGCUGUGCUGCGACGCCUGAUGCGGGCACUUAUCAGGCGCCCUCAAGUGGAAUUGGAGAGCCAUGCAGCCCUGAUGAAAAUCUUCAAGUGUAAUAUCAGAGAAACGCUCCACAGCAAUAACUCUCUGACACAAGCUUGCAACAACACUCAUCAUCAAGCACAGUGA
Hypomesus transpacificus is the source of this 1890-nucleotide messenger RNA. RefSeq lists its product as uncharacterized. Gene Ontology annotation, biological process: protein dephosphorylation; cilium assembly. The coding region runs from base 1 to 1890 and encodes 629 amino acids. Gene Ontology annotation, molecular function: protein tyrosine/serine/threonine phosphatase activity. Lineage: Eukaryota; Metazoa; Chordata; Actinopteri; Osmeriformes; Osmeridae. The transcript has 12 exons. The record is from RefSeq and is a predicted model, not a curated record.